GUUUUAUUUUAUUGUCAUCCUAGAAUAUACCGGCUUACGAAAUGGCAUACCUUCACUAUGGUCUAUUUCCAAAUAGUUUCUAUGGCUCUUUCGAUUCUUCUCCUCCAAUUCUCCUCUUCCGAUUUUGGCUUGAGAUCACGAUGAUUCAUGUCACAAAUAUUUUCUCGAAGCCCUUUUGAGUCGUCAUCGUUCAUCACAAUGUGGAGAAUCGUCUCCUCUAAUCUCGAAGCCCUAGCCGCCGAUGUCUUCACUGCUUCGCCUCGUCAAACUAUAGUCGCCACGGCGAGACCCGUUGGCUUCUCUCUCCGCGGAUCAAUCAGCCAUUUCCGCUUCUUCCUUCGUUAUCGCUUGCAAUUUCUAGCUCGGAAUCAGUAUUGGUCUCGUGAAAAUUUGAUUGUUCUGUGUUUCCUGCAUCUAGCUUGUUUAAGCGAGAUAAGGGUUUUUCUGGAAUUCUCGGACUUUCUAGAUAGGCUUGCGUUUGAUCCAAAUUGGGAUAAUUGGUUUGAAACCGUGCCAUUCCGAUCAAAGUUUAACACUUGGACUCAAGAAACUAACACAACCGUCUCAGAGGAUGGUAGAGACAGAGUUGCUGCACUUUUGCAACGACGAGGAGUAAACGUGAGAGGCCUGAUGAAAGCUGCAGUAUUCUUAUCCCGGAGAAUAAAAAGAAGAAGUUCUUAUAGGAACGUGGUUUGGCAAGCGAAGCGUGGAGGUAAGCUUUCAAACAAGGAUGUGGUUGAUUAUGGGAGGGAUUAUUCUCGCGAAGCUUUCUGUAUAUCCGGUGAGAAGCCACACACUGUGCCUUGUAAGGUUACCAGAAAGUGUGGAUCUGUCACAGUGAGGAUGGUUCCGGCUCCAAGAGGUGCUGGUAUUGUGGCUGCUAGGGUUCCUAAGAAGGUUCUUCAGUUCGCUGGUAUUGAUGAUGUCUUCACUUCCUCCAGAGGAUCCUCCAAACCCCUCGGAAACUUUGUUAAGACUACGUUUGAUUGCCUUCAGAAGACAUAUGGGUUCCUAACACCAGAGUUCUAGAAAGAGACGAAGUUCCAGAAAUCGCCAUACCAUGAGUUCACCAAUUUCUUGGCUAAUAAGGAAGUUGCUGCACCCAAGCCUAUCACCAAGGGUGAAGACCAAGCUUGAGAUUAUACAAAAUCUACAUAAAAGCUUGGUUUUGGUUGUUGCAAAUAUUAUUACUCUUUCUCGUUUGUUUCUCGGUUGUCUGUCAAAUUUUGAUAAUGGAGGUUUAAUUUACAAGGAUAAUGGUUCUUUGUUAUGUUUUUAGGAUUUUUUGGUUAGGUGUUUGUUGCAAAUUUCCUUGAAAUGGGCAGUUUUCAAUAGUUCAGUCCUAAUUCUCGGUUCUGGUAUACAUUCAAUUUAAGUAGAGCCUCCUAAUUCAAC
This is a messenger RNA of Thlaspi arvense, 1395 nucleotides long. The record is from the annotation of a GenBank genome assembly. Lineage: Eukaryota; Viridiplantae; Streptophyta; Magnoliopsida; Brassicales; Brassicaceae.